AUUAUGUUUGAAACGCAAAUUAUCCAUACCGAGCACAAGGACGUAAUUCACGAUGUUGCGUACGAUUAUUACGGUCAGCGGAUGGCCACCUGCAGCAGUGAUCAGUACGUGAAGGUAUGGGAUCAAAACGAGCAAGGUGUGUGGAGUGUAACGUCUAGCUGGAAAUCACAUUCCGGGUCGGUUUGGCGCUUAUCAUGGGCACACCCGGAAUUUGGCCAAGUGCUGGCAACCAGUUCGUUUGACCGUACCGUUUCCGUUUGGGAGGAAACGGUGGGUGAAAAAACCAACCCAGCCAUGCCACCGCUAAAGCGCUGGGUGCGUCGCACGAACUUGGUCGAUUCGCGUACAAGCGUGACGGAUGUAAAGUUUGCUCCGAAAUCACAAGGCCUGAUGCUGGCCGCAUGUUCCGCGGACGGUGUGAUCCGGAUCUAUGAAGCGCCGGACAUUAUGAACCUGUCCCAGUGGACAUUAUCGCACGAGAUUAGUGUAAAGAUACCAUUGAGCUGUCUGACGUGGAAUCCGUCGAUGUUUAGACUGCAUCCCGCAAUGAUUGCUGCCGGAAGUGAUGAUUCAUCGCAAAGUACGGGCGGCAAGGUGUUCAUAUUCGAGUACAGUGAGAAUGCGCGGCGCUGGGCGAAAACGGAAACGAUCAACUCCAUUACCGAACCGGUGCACGAUAUAGCGUUCGCACCGAACGUGGGGCGCAGUUAUCACAUUUUGGCGGUCGCUAGUAAGGAUGUGCAAAUUUUCAACCUCAAACCAAUUCUCGAUCCUACGGCUAACUCAAGACUGGAAAUACAACCGGCAGCCCAAUUUGGUGACCACUACUGUACGGUAUGGCGCGUAACAUGGAAUAUUACGGGCACGAUGCUAGCCUCUACCGGGGACGACGGAUGCGUUAGGAUGUGGAAAAUGAAUUAUUUGAAAAACUGGCGCUGUGCCGCUGUUCUCAAGGCAGAAAACUCAGAAUCGGCUCCAGAAACGUCGGUCACGGCAUCACUCAAGUCGAGUAUAGUGAAUGCAACGGCUAAAUACUACAAGCGAGGUACAAUCACGCAUCCGGGACAAGUACCACGGCACUAG
This is a messenger RNA of Anopheles maculipalpis, 1083 nucleotides long. It is a transcript of the gene Nup44A, whose product is annotated as nucleoporin seh1. Lineage: Eukaryota; Metazoa; Arthropoda; Insecta; Diptera; Culicidae. Gene Ontology annotation, molecular function: structural molecule activity; protein binding. Bases 4 to 1083 code for a protein of 359 amino acids. Gene Ontology annotation, cellular component: nuclear pore outer ring; Seh1-associated complex. Gene Ontology annotation, biological process: positive regulation of TORC1 signaling; cellular response to amino acid starvation. The transcript has 4 exons. The record is from RefSeq and is a predicted model, not a curated record.